Molecule: messenger RNA, 1765 nt
Organism: Photinus pyralis (common eastern firefly)
Lineage: Eukaryota; Metazoa; Arthropoda; Insecta; Coleoptera; Lampyridae
Product: alanine--glyoxylate aminotransferase 2-like
Exons: 7
Coding region: 151-1575 (474 amino acids)
Cellular component (GO): mitochondrion
Molecular function (GO): pyridoxal phosphate binding; transaminase activity
Source: RefSeq, a predicted model, not a curated record
UCAAUUUGGUUAGACGCGCAUGACGGAGAGUGGGUACUAUAUAUACAUAUCGACUUCGUCGACGCCGUUGUGAUACACCAAGUUUAUUUCCAGCGUUAGUGCUCCGUUGCACGAAUUUUUCAAAUAUUUAUUUACAAGUCAAUUCAAAAUAUGGAACUUUUGCCAAAAUCAGAAACAAUCGCCCUUCGUGAAAAAUAUCUUUCGCCUUCUUGCGAUCUAUUUUUUCGAAAGGACCCACUGAAAAUAGUUCGGGGUAAAGGACAGUAUAUGUAUGAUGAACUUGGAAACGCUUAUUUGGAUUGUAUUAAUAAUGUUGCUCACGUUGGACACUGCCAUCCUACUGUGGUAAAAGCAGGCUGUGAACAAAUGGCUCUGAUUAGCACAAAUAACCGCUUUUUACAUGACAACAUUGUCCUAUGCGCAAAGCGAUUAAUCGCCACGAUGCCAAGUAACUUAUCUGUAUGCUUCUUCGUGAACUCUGGAUCGGAAGCGAAUGAUUUGGCACUACGACUUGCUCAGAUACAUACUGGAAACACAGAUAUUAUUACCCUCGAUGGCGCAUACCACGGUCAUUUAACUUCCACCAUUGACAUCUCGCCUUAUAAAUUAAAUAUGCCGGGAGGUCCACCUAAAAAAGACUUUGUCCAUAUAGCUCCACUACCUGAUAGUUAUAGAGGUAAAUAUCGCGAUUCAACUUACGGCGAAGACGAAAUCGGACACUUGUAUGCAGAAGAUGUUAAAGAUAUAUGUAAAAAUAUCCAAGAUAAAGGUAAAGGGGUUUGUGCGUUUAUUGCUGAGAGCCUUUUAAGUUGUGGAGGCCAAAUUAUUCCGCCGAAAAACUACUUUAGAGAAGUUUAUCAACAUGUGCGUGCGGCUGGUGGAAUUUGUAUAGCUGAUGAGGUGCAGGUUGGAUUUGGUCGAGUUGGUGAUCAUUGGUGGGCCUUCCAAACGCAUGGUGAUGACGUAAUACCCGAUAUUGUUACGUUAGGCAAACCAAUGGGUAAUGGGCAUCCUGUAUCUGCAGUCAUUACAACACGAGCGAUUGCAGAGAGCUUUAAAAAGACAGGAGUGGGAUAUUUCAAUACAUUCGGGGGGAAUCCUGUGUCAUGCGCCAUAGCAAAUGCAGUUCUUGAUGUAAUCGAGGAAGAAAAUUUAAAGCAAAAUGCUUUGGAAGUUGGCACAUAUUUAAAAAACGCAUGCGAAAAAUUGAGGUUGCAACAUAAAGUAAUAGGUGAUGUUAGAGGAGCUGGAUUGUUUGUUGGUGUUGAGUUAGUUACGGAUCAAAUUCAAAGAUUACCAGCUAAGGAAAUUGCAACAUAUGUUGUAAGUAGAAUGAAAGAAGAACGUGUAUUGCUGAGCUCCGAUGGACCUGAGGAAAAUGUUAUAAAGUUUAAACCACCCAUGGUGUUCAGUAAAGAAAAUGUAGACACUGUUAUGCUACUACUGAAUAGGGUACUACUUGAAGUGAAAGAUAUUCCAAAUUUAUGUGGUGUAGAAAAAAGUACUGAUUUAAUAACUGGAAAGGGACCGUUGAGCAUUAAAAAACAAGUUAAUGAACAAGUUAAGUGUAUUUGAAUUGUUAUUUUUGUAAUGAAUUUUUACUUCUAUGCACAUAUUGUGUGUGAUUUUUAAGACAAACAGUGAAUAUUUUUUAAUUAAGUAUUAAAAAGUGGUUGUAAAAACAAUAAUUUUUAUCUUCUCUAUGGUUAUUGAAGUUGUUAAACAAAUUUUAUUCUAUUUUUUAAUAUAAUUCUUUUAUACUAUA